Molecule: messenger RNA, 4335 nt
Organism: Mobula hypostoma (lesser devil ray)
Lineage: Eukaryota; Metazoa; Chordata; Chondrichthyes; Myliobatiformes; Myliobatidae
Gene: trmt61a
Product: tRNA methyltransferase 61A
Exons: 4
Coding region: 84-1007 (307 amino acids)
Biological process (GO): tRNA methylation
Cellular component (GO): tRNA (m1A) methyltransferase complex; nucleus
Molecular function (GO): tRNA (adenine(58)-N1)-methyltransferase activity
Source: RefSeq, a predicted model, not a curated record
CGAGACGUCAUAUUCUCGCGUCCGGACCCGGGGUGCAUGUGUGCGUUUGUCGAUUGUCAAAGUUCUAGCAUUCCAUUCGAAAAAUGAGUUUUGUGGAGUAUAAAGACAUCAUCCAGAAUGGUGACACUGCCAUUGUCUUCCUGGGUCAUGACUCUAUGUUUGCGAUUAAAGUUCAGCAAGGUGGUGCAACGCAGACUAAAUAUGGUGCCAUCAAGCAUUCAACAGACCUUAUUGGAAAGAGGUAUGGCUCUAGGAUUACAUGCAGCAAAGGUGGAUGGGUGUAUAUACUUCAUCCAACACCAGAACUCUGGACAGUGACUCUUCCACACCGGACCCAGAUCCUUUAUUCCACUGAUAUCUCAAUGAUCAUUAUGAUGCUCGAGUUGAAGCCAGGAUCAAUUGUCUGUGAAUCAGGUACGGGGAGUGGUUCUCUUUCCCACGCCAUUAUUCGGACAAUUGCACCAACAGGACAGCUGUAUACUGUGGAAUUUCAUAAACAACGAGCAGACAAAGCUAAAGAGGAGUUUCAUGAACACAAGGUAGAUCAUUUGGUCACAGUGAAAACGCAAGAUGUAUGUAAAGAAGGCUUUGGAGUGACAAAUAUUGCGGAUGCUGUUUUCCUGGACAUUCCAUCACCUUGGGAGGCUGUUAAAUAUGCAAAAUCUGCCUUGAAGAUAGAAGGUGGAAGGAUCUGUUCUUUUUCUCCCUGCAUUGAACAAGUGCAACGCACCUGCCUUGCUAUGACUGAGCAGGGAUUUAAUGAUAUCAGUACAUUUGAAAUCCUUCUUCGGGUGCAUGAUGUCAGGACUGUGAGCCUGCAGCUCCCUGACUUUGGUACAGGAGACAAAAAUAGCCUGGACAAGCCAGCUGACACUGUGAGCCAAUCAAAGGGAAAAUGUUGUACAGAUUCGCAACAAGGAACUAUCCAGUUUAAGAGUGGUGCGCCUGUAAAAGAGAUGGCAGGUCAUACUGGAUAUCUGACCUUUGCUACUAAAUAUCUUUCCUAAGGGACAAAGAAAUGUUAUUUAUCAAUAUAUUUGUUUCUCGCUAAGGAAGGUACAGUGUAGAAUGAAAUUCUACAGAGAUGUGUUGACGUGUGAUGUCCUGUGGAUGCAUGCCUUGAUUAUGGCAUCUGAUUAACAUUUUACUUUUACAGAAACUAACUGUGAAAGAAAUAGCAUACAACUUGAUGCAAAUUCAGUACUUGGGCUGUAAAUGGAAUGAGCAGUGGGAUCUAAACCAUUUAUAAAUUCCAUGUGGGCAUAGUGUAUUGACCUUCUUUCAGCAAUGCCUUGUUCGUUUAGUUUAAUUGACUUUCUAAUAAAUAUUUUGUUUACUGAGGAAUAUUAAGUGACUUGUGUUUAUAACAUAAUAUUGAAUACAGUUAGAUCUUUAUCAGUUCAGGCUACAUGCAUGCAAAUAUGAUUUAGAUGGAGAACGAUCUUAAUGGCUGAUUUAUGAUGUCUGUACUUGUUAAUUAACAAUGAACAUUUGUGAAAUACUGACGUAAAGCCAUUCAAAUAUUCUAUUGUGGUAACACAAUUUGAAAAUGUUGACUAACAAGAAAAUUAAUUUCUGAUGCUAUAAUUUCUAUUUGUUUAAGUUAUUAAUAUUGUAAUGCAGAAUAUUCUGCUGUGUUUUAUUUAAAUGUCUCCAAAAUGAACCAAGCCAAAGUAUUUGAAGUUUUGGGUAGUGCUGUUGAACCCACCCAAUCUUCCCUGGUAAGCAACAAAUCAAUAUCUGCUCUGGUCUGCCUAAAAGAACUUUGCAACUCUCUCAGUAAUAAUAUAUUAUACAGUAGAGACUUAACAUGUCACAGUAUUUCAGAUAACUCAUUGGACAGACAAAUGGUACUGAGGAUUUGUUACUUAAUUAUCUUCAAGCCCUCAGUACCUGACUUGCUGUCUUUGGGCUAAUCAAAAUGUGAGAUCCCCGUUAUCAUGGAUUCACUCUAAAAACUUGGCUUUUUGAUAUAUUUGUUGGUAAUGAAUUCAAAUAUUGACAUAAUUCAAAUGCUAAAGUUUGACUUGACUUCCUGUUACAGUGAGCACUUAAUAUUAUGUCAUGAAAAUUUUUUUAAAACGUUAAAAUUUUGAAGGAUAGAAAUGAAGUUUGACCAUGUCAUCGAUGUAUAUUGUGCAUUUCUUGGUGAUACAAGAAAACGAAGGAUCAAUGAAGAGAGCAAGACAACAGUUCUGAAAUAUUACUGGAUUAUCAGAGUUCAGUCAUUUCAAGGAUUUUGUGUCUAAUUUUAUAUGUAGAGUCAUGGAGUCUUAGAAUCACAGAAACAGGUAUUUGGUUCAACUUUCCUUCUUCACCAAGUUGUUUACCUGAGCUAGUCUGUUUGUCUCUAUUUGGCCAGUAAGUAUCCCUCAACCUCUCUGAGCCAUGUACCCAUCUACAGUGCAGUUUUGGUCCCCUAAUCUGAGGAAAGACAUCCUUGCCAUAGAGGGAGUACAAAGAAGGUUCACCAGAUUGAUUCCUGGGAUGGCAGGACUUUCAUAAGAUCAAAGACUGGAUGAACUAGGUUUAUACUAGUUGGAAUUUAGAAGAUUGGGGGGGGGGAAUCUGAUUGAAAUGUAUAAAAUUCUAAAGGGAUUGGACAGGCUAGAUGCAGGAAGAUUGUUCCCGAUGUUGGGGAAGUCCAGAACGAGGGGUCACAGUUUGAGGAUAAAGGGGAAGCCUUUUAGGACCGAGAUUAGGAAAAACUUCUUCACACAGAGAGUGGUGAAUCUGUGGAAUUCUCUGCCACAGGAAACAGUUGAGGCCAGUUCAUUGGCUAUAUUUAAGAGGGAGUUAGAUAUGGCCCUUGUGGCUAAAGGGAUCAGGGGGUAUGGAGGGAAGGCUGGUGCAGGGUUCUGAGUUGGAUGAUCAGCCAUGAUCAUACUGAAUGGCGGUGCAGGCUCGAAGGGCCAAAUGGCCUACUCCUGCACCUAUUUUCUAUGUUUCUAUGUUUACAUGUCGUUUAAAUGCUCUAAUUGUACUCGUCUCUACCAUUUCCUGUGGCGGCUUGUUCCACGUGCCCACCAUCCUCUGUGUGAGAGGUGGACCUUGCCUCUAAGAUUCUCUAAAUCUUUCCCUGCUCAACUUAAACCUAUGCCCACAAGUUUUAGCCUUCUCUGACCUGGUUAAAAAGACCAACCAUUCACCUUACCUAUGCCUCUCAAAAUUACCCCUCAGCCUUCUACACUCUAUAGAAAAAUGCCACAGCUUAUUAAGACUCUCCUUAUAGUUCAGACCAGUAACACCCUCAUGAAUCUUUUCUACACCCUUUCAAGCAUAAGGACACCUUUCCUCUAACCAAGAACUGCACACAUUACAACAAUACCUUGUACAACUGGUAUUUAAAAGCCAAACUGCUGAAGGCAAAGUCAGUGUAAAUUUAUUAUCAAAUAUGGCUAUGUCACCAUAUAAUACCUUGAGAUACAUUUUCUUGCAGGCAUUUAUAGGAAAAUAAGGAAAUUCAAUUGUUUAUGGAAAAACUAUACGAACAAAGGCUAACAAAUAAAUAAUGUGCAACCUGAUGGUGUGCGACCUAAGGUUUCACUGCUCCACUGCAAAGUCUCCAUGAGGGAUACCAACCCUGAAGAAGUUUAAAUCUUCCCUUCGUCAGGAGUUCAGUGAAACCCUCUCUCACUGCUCCUCCACUGUAAUCUCUGCUGCUCUCUGACUUUUCGACCAUCUGUUCACCCAGACCUGUUACCGCAGCAACGUAUCCUUCCUGGGAGCCAGUCUUCUCCACCAUCUUGCGAUGAAUAUUGAUUUUUUUUUCCUCUGUUGAACAAAAUGUCCCCCCUCUGCCUCCUCUAUUCCUCACUCUGACCUUUAACUACUUCUCACCUGCUUAUCACCUCCCCAUGGCUCUCCUCCUCUCCUUUCUCCUGUUGUCCACUCUUCUCUGCUAGCAGAUUCUUUUUUCCCCAGCCCUUGACCUUCCCCAGCCCUUGACCUUUCCCACCCACCUGGCUUCACCUAUUACCUUCCAGAUAGCCUUUCUCCUCUCCCCACCUUUUAAUUCAGGGAUCUUUUUCACCCCCCCCCCGCCCCCAGUCCCAAUGAAGGGCCUCGGCCCGAAAAUUUGACUGAUUACUCCUUUCCGUAGAUGCUGCCUGACAGUCAGACAGAGGGACAAUAGCCUUGCUACUCUCAAUUUUGUCUGCCAAAUAAUGAGUUUGAAGGAAUGUCGGUCCAUCAGACAAGAGAGUCGUAGCUAGUCACAGGGAGGAGAUUUCCUUGUCCAUUUUCUCUUUUUCUGCAGUAGGAUAUGAUAUGUCUAUAAUGUUAGUUAAGUGGCUUGGUUCAUGUGCUGUUGCUUCAGUAACCAUUGGAACCUCU